CUCUUUUCUCUCUCUUGGUCACUUCAUAUAUGUAUCUCUUGUACUUUAUACUUUUUUAGCCCAUAUAUAUCUUUCUCCUUAUAAUACUUUUAUAUACCCACACAUAUACAUACUCAUAUAUAUUCAUUAUACACAAAAAAAAAAUAUUUAUACAUACAUAUAAUGUCAGUCAACAGGCAGCAUUCACUCAAUCGACAGAACCCACCACGCGCCCUUACUCUACCAACACAAUAUACACAAUCGUCUUUACUCGAUGAUUCAUCAACUUCAACAUAUUCUGGUAUCGAUCUUUCCUCCUAUCUACCUUCUACAGAAGAGUCUUUACAAGAUUGGUUGACUAGAAAUAUCCCUGAAACUAGUUCACCAUCACCGUUAUCGUCUAUGAUACUUGAAACUUGUCCUUGUUGUAAGAAAGAGGAUUGUGAACAUAUGGAAACUCUUUACAAGACAAUAAGAAAAUUAGAAUCCGAUACAAGGUUGGCUGCUGAAAUUGGUCAAGGUUUGCUACACAAACAUGAAGCUCUUGUAGCCGAAACAAAUCAAACAAAGGGUAUUUUGGAACAACAAUUGAACGAAUAUCGUGAUAAAACAUCGACCUUGGAACAAUUACUUGUGGAAGCAGAUAAUUUAAAACAAGAACUGAUGGAACAAAAAGAUCGGUUGGCUUGGAAACUACAGAGAUCGCAACAGGCGCUGCAAGAUACAACAUCAGAUCUGGAAAAGGCUAGUGAACGAUGCAUAGAAAUUGGAAAUGAACUCAAAAACAAGACAAAAGAAGUGGAAAAGUUACGGAUCUUCAAAUUUAUGGUACGACAAGCUGACUAUCGUGAAGAUGCCUUACGAUCUCAGUUGGAAGAUACAAAUCAAGAACUUGCUAUCUCAAGAAAGAAUGAACUCAUGUUGGAAUCAAAGUACAAAAAGCUGAAAUCACGAUAUGGUAAUGACCUAAAAUGGACAAAUGAAAAGAAGAUCAUAUUGCUUACUCUUUUUGUUAAUACGGUAACUCUCAUAGAAACGAUUUGUACGACGUAUGAAAAGGUUAAACUAGACAAGCAAUCUUCAGUAGUUGAAUUGCCAAAGACUGAUACUACCAAAAAUAGGCAAAUAGAGCAAUUAUGGGAAUCAAAUGAACAAUUACGGAGUGACAUUAACAAGGUAAUAUUAUAUACAUACAUACACUAAUUAAUUCUAAUAAUAUGAUUUUUUUUUAAAAAAAAAAUCAAUAUUUAUAUAUAUAUAUAUGAUAGUUGACUUCUCUGAUAUCGCCAU
Molecule: messenger RNA, 1269 nt
Organism: Halteromyces radiatus
Lineage: Eukaryota; Fungi; Mucoromycota; Mucoromycetes; Mucorales; Cunninghamellaceae
Exons: 5
Coding region: 163-1182 (339 amino acids)
Source: RefSeq, a predicted model, not a curated record